Vidua chalybeata is the source of this 2595-nucleotide messenger RNA. RefSeq names its product centromere protein K (gene CENPK). Gene Ontology annotation, biological process: kinetochore assembly; mitotic sister chromatid segregation. Bases 30 to 1016 code for a protein of 328 amino acids. Lineage: Eukaryota; Metazoa; Chordata; Aves; Passeriformes; Viduidae. The record is from RefSeq and is a predicted model, not a curated record. Gene Ontology annotation, cellular component: nucleus. The transcript has 10 exons.
CAUUUCGCCUUCUUAAUGUCCAUAAGUGUAUGAAGGGACGGUGCCAAGAGAAUGGAUUCAGGCUCUGCUCGGUGGUGCCCGGCAAUAAGACGAGAGGCAAUGGGCAGACACUGAUGCACAAGAAGUUCCACCUGAGCAUGAGGAAGAACUUCUUAACUGUGCAGGCUGAAUAUUUAUCAGAAAUCGCUAACACAGGUGGUCCUGUAGAUGCCAAGGAAGAACUCUUGGAUGAAUGUGAGGGUAUUUGGAAACAGAUGGAAGAGUGUCAGAGCAAGCUAAUGCUUCUAGGAACAGAAACACUGCUACCAUCAGAUGCCAAGCUUUACUUGUUAAUGCUGCAAUGGAAAGCUUUAACAGUAGAUUUUCAUCAGUGGCAAGCAAGAAAUCCUGAAUUAAUUUCUACCAACCCAGAUGUACUGUUAGAAUUAGGAAAAGAAGAGUUGCAGAAAGUAAAAAAUGAUCUUGAAAUGGUGCUGUCAACAGUUCAGUCAAAGAAUAAACAAUUGGAAGAAGAUCUGAAAAGAGAACAGCAGUGGUAUGAGGAACAGAAACAGAUGCUAGAGACUCUUAAUAAAAUCGAAGAAGAGGCAAAUACCCAAGUUGAACAUCCUUCCACAAAAAGUUUGAAAAUUAGAGAACUCAAUGAACUGAAAAAUAAAGUAUUGAAAUUAAAGACCUAUAAGGAAGAACUCUUGAGGGCCUUGGGUGGAUUCCUGGAUGAAUAUUUUCCCCUUCCAGAGAUAGGUAAAAAUAUUAAAAAAAAGGGUUUUAUAAAUUUGGCUGGGGGAUGUUUAUCUUUCCAGAACUCUUCAGCAGAGCCAGUUGUAGAACUGAAAACAUUGCAAGAAAUUUUAGAGAUGCUGAUAAACACAUUAAUUGCCACACCACAUGAACCUUACAUAACAAUCAAUGAGUCAUUUUGGCCACCUUAUAUUGAGCUGCUGCUGCGACAUGGAAUGGCCCUGAGACAUCCAGAAGAUCCAAACAGAAUGCGCCUCCAAGCUUUUCACAAGUAGUGUGACCUACACAUGCACUUGAAAACAAAACAACACCAGUACUCUUAAUUCAGGGCUAGGACAUACUUAUGUUUCCUACUAAGCUUUUUUAGUAUCAAGCAUCACUUCUUGUUAGAUGAUUUUUUUUUCUUUUAAAUUAAAUUGGAUAUUUAAGGGCAUAAAAUGUGGAAAAAGAAAAAAAAAUUAUCUAUUUUAACUGCUUACAGUUGGCCUUCAUUUUUGCAUUAUUUUGCAUUAUUUUUGCAUUAUUUUGGCAUUCAGAUUUACAUUAUGGAAGGUUUUUUCAGUGCUUCUGUAAGAUGCCAAUUCAUGUCAUAGACAAAUAUGUUUAACAGUCCUUUUUACUUUAAAGUCAUACUUUAUGCAUUACUUCUAAGGUUUAGAUUUCUUAGAUUGCCUGAAGUUGUCUCUAUUUCCUUUAGUAUUUUCUUGUAUUCUGUGGAGGCAAAAUUCAGAAUAAGACCACUUCUCCUGUACAUGGCCUUGCAAACAUUUGGAACUAGCAGAGAGAUAUCCUCUCAAGAAUGUGUUAUGCCUUGCUUGUUUCUCAGAGCCCUUGCAAACAAUUUUACUGGCUCCAAGAUAAACACGUAGGAAAGCUGACACAUCUUUCUGUGCAACAUGCAGUGGAUGUUGAGUCUGCACCUUUCACUGCACGCAUUCCAAAUGGCCCUCUUUGUGUUAUGGUAUAUUGCCUUACAGCACCUGUCUUCACCUUUUCAGACCUAGUUUAUCAAGGCUUUUAAUGGAUCUCUGUUCUGUUGAUCUCCACAGCUUCUAAGUUAUGUCAGUUGAGAGUUACCUUCUGACUCAAUUCUGGCAUUCUUUGCAAUCUCAGUCUUUUAGGUAGCCAUUUUUAUUGUAUUGUAUUGAGUACAAAAAUUCUGCUCUUAUCUGUAGUGACUAAAUUAUCCUUUAUUAAACAGAUUUUAGUUUGUUGAGGGAGGAACUUGGGUGAUUUUUCAGUUGAUGGAAAAAUAGAGUUGUAUACAAUCAUAGAAUGUUUUUAUGUGAUGGUUUUUAGAAUGUGUUUCUGUGUUUUGCUGUGAUGACUUGUAAACAUGAUGUAAGGAUGCAUGGGAGAGGUAAGGGGGACCAAUCUAAUAUAAGUUCCAGUAUCAUUUGCCCUUUUUAUACCAAUUAAAUGUUAAGCAAAAUAAUCUUUCAUCUUGUAUAGUUUUGAGUGAAGGCUGUUCAUUUUACCCUCACAACUGGUGAUUAAGCAUGGGAAUAGGAUGUGGGUUGUGCUGUUGUGCAUGAGCAUUGACUUCUUUUUUGUUCAUAUUGCUUGUGUAACUGCCCUCCUAUUGUGGUUUAACCUCUUUUAUGAGCUCUAGAGUCUGACUAAUCUAUACACAUUUACCUUACAGUAUUUUUAAUUAAGAAUUUGAAUAACUACAUUUUUUGGCUUAGAUUUAUAGCAUUGUCUCUUUAGGGUUUUUUCCUUCAUUUGUGUUUAAAUGCUUUGUAUUCUGCUAUCCUUUCACCUUAUUUAUUAAUACUGCUGAAAUACUUCAUUGACACUGGAUGACUGCUUCUGUCGUGACAUUAAUAAAUAGAAGAAAAAAUGUUAAACACA